CUUACCUUCAUUUUUUUCCCCUGAAAUAGACUUGUAGAAUUGGCAUGCAUUGGAUUCCUCCUUUGGUUUUUGUUUAUACAUUUUGAUUUUGCUGUUAUAUUGAAGUUUACAUUUGUUAUCUAUUUCGAAUGCAAUUGUUGGAAAGGUAAAAGUUAUUAGAACCUAUUGUUUGUUUAUUUGUCUUUAGUUUUUAUAAUAGUGCUUUUGUGUGAGGACCAUAUUGAUGUAGUUAAAUUAAUUAAUUAUAGUUUGCAGGGGUUGAUGUUAAACAAGGAAGGGUAUGCUUCUAUAGGAGGUGGUUCACCCUUGCGUAAGAUGACAGAUGAGCAGGCAAAUGCACUGAAAAUGGCUUUGGAAUCAAAGGACAUGUCGGUGAAUGUCUAUGUGGGAAUGCGGUACUGGUUCCCGUUCACUGAGGAAGCAGUUCAUCAACUUCGGGACUCAACAAAUACAUGUAACCCUUUAUAUGACUGCAAUUGCUUCCCAGUCCACUUUGGUACAAAAACCUAUUGUCAAGGUCUUACCAGAAAAUGGCCUGUAGGUUAGGUUAUCAGGGUCAGGAGUAACAGGGAGCCCUCCUACAACUGUCACCCACAAUGUUGAAUAUUGAUUGGAGAUGUAGGGUUAUUCUUUACUGCAGUGCGUACUGAUAUCCAAUUUAUGCUACUGAUGGAAAUGUACUUUGGUGGGUUAAUUUAUGCAAUGUACUUUGGUGGGUUAAUUUAUGCAAUGAGGAAUUGAUCUUAUAAUUAAUCUGCCUUUUUGAUGACUACUGUACAGAAACGCGAAGUUUUA
Molecule: messenger RNA, 795 nt
Organism: Rosa rugosa (rugosa rose)
Lineage: Eukaryota; Viridiplantae; Streptophyta; Magnoliopsida; Rosales; Rosaceae
Product: ferrochelatase-2, chloroplastic-like
Exons: 4
Coding region: 262-546 (94 amino acids)
Biological process (GO): heme biosynthetic process
Molecular function (GO): protoporphyrin ferrochelatase activity
Source: RefSeq, a predicted model, not a curated record